Rhea pennata is the source of this 1061-nucleotide messenger RNA. RefSeq names its product nucleolar protein 7 (gene NOL7). Lineage: Eukaryota; Metazoa; Chordata; Aves; Rheiformes; Rheidae. The coding region runs from base 32 to 709 and encodes 225 amino acids. The record is from RefSeq and is a predicted model, not a curated record. Gene Ontology annotation, cellular component: nucleolus; nucleus. Gene Ontology annotation, molecular function: RNA binding. The transcript has 8 exons.
CUUCCGGGUGGCGGAGGCGGCGUGAGGGGCCAUGGCGCCGCGGCGCGGGCGGCAGAAGAGGGCAGCGGGAGGCGACCCCGCCGCGCCCCCCAGCCCGCCUUCCUCCGAGGACGAAGCCCCGGAGGAGGUGUCCUUCGGCGUCGCCAGGGCCGCGGCCGAGACCGAGCGGAAGAUCGCGGGGGAGGCGGCACGCAGGCACCGGGAGCUGCUGAAGGAGAAGCGGCGGCGGCGAGAGGAGCUGUUCAAGGAGCAGAAGAGAAAGAAGCUACUCCCUGAGGCCGUGCUGCAGGAGCUGGCCGCCGCGCCACCCGGCCGACAAAAUGAGGUGACUCACGCAGCUGACAAAGAUGAACACCCUGAAGAUCAUGGGUCUGAAAAGCAGAGUAAAGGACAUGUUCCAGGACAGCUCAAAAAAGACAAACCAAGGGGUACCAGGUCAAAAGGAAACUAUAUAGCUGUGCACUUAAAAGAUCAGAGUUUAACAGGUCUCCACCAACAGACAGCCAAAGACUUCUUACACACUCAUCUCUAUGGACCAGGUACUAACCGAACGCAUGCAAAUGAGUUUUUCUCCCUUGAAAACAAGAAAAACCCAGUUAAAAAAGCUGCAGUUCAGUUUGUGGACAAAUCUUGGGGGCUAGAAGAAAAGCAAAAAGCAACAAAGUUUAAGAAAUGCUGGCUGGCAGCAAAGAUGAAAAGUCUGGUGUGAAGACAGCCUUUUCAGAAGGUGCCAUCAAGGACUUGGUCUGAAAGUUAUACAACAGAAUUGUUCCCCCCCCCCCUUCAUCCUCUACAACUCUCCUCUGUAGCUUUCAGCUGCAGACAUCACUGAACCGGAAGAUACAGACCUUCACUGAGCUGUGCCCAAGUUGACUUCAGUGUUCUCUGCCCUCCUACUUUGAGAAGUUGCUGGGAUCGCUAACAAACAGCGGGGCUUUGGCAGUGAUUGCAUAGCCUUAACACUGGUCUUGUAUAACGCCUGCUGUUCUAAAUCAGCGUGAUAGAGCUGGCUGCUAUUGCGGGCAGAGAAUAAAGACGAAUGAUUUUGUACAUGCGCUUUA